Molecule: messenger RNA, 3404 nt
Organism: Lampris incognitus (smalleye Pacific opah)
Lineage: Eukaryota; Metazoa; Chordata; Actinopteri; Lampriformes; Lampridae
Gene: gtpbp8
Product: GTP binding protein 8 (putative)
Exons: 8
Coding region: 216-1079 (287 amino acids)
Cellular component (GO): mitochondrion
Molecular function (GO): GTP binding
Source: RefSeq, a predicted model, not a curated record
GUGCUGCACGUCGCAGCAUGGAGGGCGUCUGAAGACAGUUUGACAAAUACCAAUGAUUAAAAGACCGCUUUUAUCGAGCGUUUGUAGAUACCUUGUCAUUUAUUGACAAGAAGACAUUGUUCUCACUUGAGCUGGUCAUAAAAUGAAAUUGCAAGUCGAGAUAUUCUUGUGGUUUGAUAUUUUCCUGGAUUUUUAGGGCUAGUCUGAAAUCUGACAUGUUUUGCCUGAGGCUACGUCUGUGGCUGCGGCCUGGGACACAGUUAUACACUGUUCCCCUGCAUAGUGCUCACAAGCUGGCUUCACUCCAGAAAGCCUCGCAGCUUCCUCAGAGAAAGCUCCAAGAACUGCUUCAUCCCUUCAGCAAGUUGGAGCCUUACCUGGACAGGUCUGUGGACAGAACCCAGUUCCAACUGUUUUUUCCUAGCUUAGAAGACAUGGUCAAGGCAGAGAAGCUGUUCCAUGCCUCCCCGUUUCAUAGAAUUGAUUACUUGACCUCAGCAGUGAGAGUGGACCAUGCACCCAAACUGACUCAGCCAGAGGUGUGCUUUAUUGGCAGGAGCAAUGUCGGAAAAUCGUCUCUUAUCAAAGCUUUGUUCUCACUGACCCCUGAAGUAGAGGUUCGAGUCUCCAAAACCCCAGGUCACACAAAGAAGAUGAACUUCUUCAAAUUAGGCAAGGCUUUCACCUUAGUGGACAUGCCAGGCUAUGGUUACAAGGCACCCAAAGACUUUGUGGAAAUGGUGGAGCCCUACUUGGCCACAAGGAAAAAUCUGGUGAGGAUAUUUCUGUUGGUGGAUGGAUGUGUCGGUCUUCAGGAAGCUGACCAUAUUGCCCUGGAAAUGUGUGAGGAGAUGAAACAUCCUUAUGUGGUGGUGGUGACCAAGAUUGACAAGUGUGGGCAGGCGGUGCUGUUGACCAACCUGAUGAACAUUCAAGAGGUUGUGAAAACACAAACCACAGGUUGCUUCCCCCAACCCUUUCUGGUCAGCUCCCUCUACUUCUCGGGGAUCCACCUGCUGAGGUGUUUUCUUGUCCACAUAACAGGGAACACCCACCUUUCGGAAAAGUUUCAAAUCUGACUCGAGGCCAGCUCCACCUCCCCCUGCAUUGCACACACCAAUGGGCACGAACCCACCUCAAAGGACCUCAUGUGACCCUUUUAAAUUCCAACAACGCCUUUAAAGUAAAUCUUGGAAUGUAUAUAUGAAAGUCGGACUUGCAAGCUACAUAACAGCAGAGCUGCAUCUUCUUGUCAUGAUGCUUUCUAUAGUCCAGUUCCAUUCACUUUGACUUGGAUUAUUCCUUGAGGAAAUGGAAAAAAAUUGUUAUUUUCAGAAAAGUCCUGUUUGUAUGAGGUGAAAGUGUCUCAGCAAGGAUGCCUUUAAAACACAAGCCAGUCAUACUUGUUUUACUGACACUUUUAUCAGUAGCCUUGUGAAGAAGUGUUAAAACACUGGAAGGAUCAGCUCCUGUGUUUGGAGUCGUUAUGAGUCAGGGGCACAACCCUCUCUCAUUUUCUACAACCCUAUUCAUUAUAUCAGAACCUGCCUGGAGGAAUGAGGCACAAGACAGCUGUUUCAUGAUCCCAGAAAUCAGAGUUGAUGCAGUGCAUGGACAGACGGGACCUACAGGAAGACGGUCGGUAGAGAAAAGCCACAGAUGAGCCGCAAAUCUAGUUUUCACAAGUGCCAACAUGAACAGAACAAAUGAAGAGCACACAUCUAUACACCACAACACAUAUAACUUUUACCAAGUCGUCAUAUUUCUGAAACACAAGCUUCAUUUUUAAACGACAGAGUGUGUGUUUGUGUCUCGCCGUGUCUGCAGGUGGAUAGCUGGAUGAGGGUGUGUGUCCUGGUCGCUGCACUAGCACCUCCUCUGGUCGGUUGGGGCGCCUGUUCAGAGAGGAGGGGAACUGGGGGGAAUAGUGUGAUCUUCCCACGCACUAUGUCCCCGUGACGAAACUCCUCACUGUCAGGUGAAAAGAAGCAGCUGGUGACUCCACAUGUAUCGGAGGAGGCAUGUGGUAGUCUGCAGCCCUCCCUGGAUCGGUAGAGGGGGUGGAGCAGCGACCGGGACAGUGGGGAAGAGUGGUUAUACAACUGGGAGAAAAAAUGUAAAAUAUAUAUAUAUUUUGGGCAAAGCUUUUUUUUUUUUCAGACAAGGCAUUGCCAGCUAUAGGAAAGACUGCCUUUCACUGGAGGACAUGGUCAUGAUCAAGCUCCUGUUUUGGCAAGCAUCUCUACUGCUGAGGUGCUCUUGAGCAAAUACACAGGUUCCCUACCACCCUGACUUCUGUUUGUACUGGUUACAAAUGAUUGCUUAAUUAGCUAGUGAUUAAGCAGCAACUCAUAUUCAGACACAUUCACCAUGUUAAACAUGCCAGUGUUGCCAGAUAUGAAGCUGAAUGACAUGUCAAUAGUACUGUGGUAACCGGUGGAUUGGCUACCGUAUAGCAUUGCUGUAAAGCACAUAUUUAACAGCUAGCAAAUGUGUUAACUUUUAAUGUUUAAUUUCUGGUAAUGUUAUGGAGUUAAGCAUUGGCUAAUUGGCAUGGUAUUUUUAAUUGCUGUUAUCAGGAAUUCCAUAAUAUCACUUUCUCUUCAUUCUCUAGACUUGAUCAAUUUGAAUAUUAAAUUCGAUUGUACGCUUGUGUGCAAUUUGUCAUGCUGAAGAGCAGUGCUGUUUUUCUGCAUAUAAGGGGACUAGUGCCUUGUUUUUAAACUAUUCAUGUGUUGAGAUAUUUUACACUAUUUGCAGUGAGUGGUUGUUCAGUAACCUAAAUGUUAAACAGUUCCACCUCCAGCCUUCAAUAAUUGAAAGAGCAAAGGCGAUAAAGAUGAUGAAGGUACUUUGUCACUGUACAUAGAAUGAAAUUCAUUCUCUGCAUUGAACCCAUCCUCUAUACACAUUAGAAGCAGUGGGCAGCUGCAGUGCCCGAGGACCAACUCCAGUUCUUCUUUCCAUUGCCUUGCUCAGGGGCACAGACAGGAGUAUUAACCCUAACACGCACGUCUUGUUUGAUGGUGGGAGGAAACCAAAGCACCCGCAAGAAACCCACGCAGACACGGGGAGAACAUGCAAACUCCACACAGAAAGGACCUGUCAUGGCCUGGGGUUCAAACCCAGGACCUCCUUGCUGUGAGGAAACUGUGCCAACAACUGGGCCACCGUACCGGCCCAAGACAAGCAGAUGUGGAUAACCUAACCCAAAUAACAGACUGGGAUAGUCCAUAACCUAAUGAUUUCUUUCUUGGAGCAGAACUGUAGUAGUAUAAUUAAGAAUAAGUUUAAAAAGAUAAAAAUUAGUGUAUUAUUUUUUAUUAAUUUUUCACCCUUGUCUGUGUUUAUGUGAAUGAGUUCAUUGUAUAUCUGUCAUAUUUAUCUGUACUUGAUGUCAUUUC